This is a messenger RNA of Cheilinus undulatus (humphead wrasse), 1218 nucleotides long. Its product is annotated as coiled-coil domain-containing protein 152-like. The record is from RefSeq and is a predicted model, not a curated record. Bases 91 to 900 code for a protein of 269 amino acids. Lineage: Eukaryota; Metazoa; Chordata; Actinopteri; Labriformes; Labridae. The transcript has 8 exons.
UUAUCAUUAAUGACCCUCUUUUUAGACCGGAAAAGCAAUUCGAUAUUUUAUUUUUUGCUUCAGCUUCUUGUUUUUUCUUGAGGUGAUAAUAUGGCGAAGGAAAACCGUGUUAAUAUUGAGAAAGUUUUGGAGGUGUUCAAUGAACUAGAACAGAAAGUUACAGAAGUUCACAACAAAAACACUGCUUUAGAGGUCACGCUUGAAGAUGCCAAUAGACACCUGAAAUUUCACAAGACCAAGGAGAAAAGCUUGAUUGAAGAGCGUGACAGUCUUCUGGCCACAGUGAACUGUCUGCAGCAGACUCUGCAGGAGCAGAUGAACCUCAGAGUGGAGAAUGACAGCCUGAAGAGCGGCAUGAUGGAACUAAAACAACAGAAUGAGAGGACAGCACAGGCUGGAGAGGCUGAGGUUCAGCGAUUGGUUGGUGAAAUGAGAGCAGAAGUAGAGAAACACCAGAGGGAGCUAGAGGCUGUGAGGCAGCUGUGCAAGAGCGAGCUGGAGGACGCUCAGAGGGAGGCUUUCAAUCAGAUGGAAACUAAAGAUGCUGAGGUAAAGAAUCUUCUGGAGAAGAAGGAAUUAGAACUGGAGGAAAUGAGGAAGAAGCUGAAGGAGCAGGAGAGGGAGAAGCAGAGCGAGCUCCUCAAGCUACAGAUGGAGUUUGGUGCUAAGUUAGCCAGAGUUCAGAGUACAGCUCAGUUGAGCCAACAGCAGCAACAGCAACAGCACGGCUCCAACCUUCUUCCUCAGAGUGUCUUCAAGAGGAAGCUUCAGUUCUUCCAGGAGGAGAAGAACAGAGAGAUUGAGGCCUUGCGUCAGAGAAUCAAAGAGCUGGAAGAGAACCAGCGUGCCGGAGGCCACAGUGUUAACUCUCUAAAGAGGAGAAAGGUCCAGUUUGUUUAGAUGCUAACGAGCGUCUGACCCGCUUGUUCUGCAGGGGCGUGAGUCAUAUGAUCUUUCAGCAAGAAAGACUCAAGUGUUGUGACAUUUCUGCAUUUUCAUUGUAGUUCUGUUUUGAUGCAAUUCCUUGGAUGUGUUGACUGAUGUUACAGAGUUUAUAGCACUCAGGCUUUGUUUAAUACAGACUCAUGUUCAGAUCUGCAGCCUCAUCACGGCUUGCAGGUGACCGGUGUGCAGAGAGCACAUUCUGAACACAUGCUGCAGACCGGUGUAAGGCUUUAAUCCAAUCAGAGGCCGACAUGGGAGUGACAGAGGGCGGGG